AUGCCCAACAACGAAGAUGUGCAACAUGCUCACAGCGCGUUCUUCGCGAACACCGUGGGCGCUUCGGAGAAUAUGCCGGUUUCGUUGACGAGGCAUCACGACGUAUACCCCACCAUCGACCCGACAACGCAUUUCAACCAUCAUACGUAUCAGGACAAGGUUGUCAUCAUCACGGGCGCCAGUAGCGGUAUCGGGCUCGAUAUAGCCAUGCAUUAUGCAAGGGCGGGCGCUUCCGUGACCAUUGUGGCGCGCAACGAAGAGACGCUAGAGACCGCGCGGGUAUCCAUAGAGAACGAAACCGGGAACACACGCGUGCUCGCCGUGUGCGCUGACGUGACUGUUCCUUCGGAAGCGGAGGGUGCUGUCAGACAGACGAUAGAGCGCUGGAACAAAAUCGACAUACUGGUAGCCAAUGCCGGAAUCGGUACAUCGUACACUACGCCUUUAGGAGAGAUGGAUCCCCUGACCUGGUUUGAGCCUUUCAGAAUCAACAUCUUCGGGGUGUACACAUUCAUCCGAUACGCGAUUGAGCACCUGCAGAAGACAAAAGGCUACAUCAUUGCGACAACAUCUGGGAUGGCGCAGCUUCGAAUUCCGAAUCUGAGUUCAUACGCGAUAUCCAAACUGGGGGUGAACCGGCUAGUCGAGUUUGUGGAUGUUGAGUACGGUCGCACAGUGACGGCCUUUGCUCUGCAUCCAGGAACAAUUCGAACGGCCAUAAACGCAGCUGCCCAGAACAUGCCGACGCCAGAUACAACCACAUUGGCCGCGGCUACAGUCCUUUACUUGACAUCCGGACAAAUAGACUGGUUACACGGACGAUACGUCUCUGCGAACUGGGAUCUCGCGGAGCUGGAGAGAGAUUUCAAAGAUAAGAUUCUCAAGCAGGACAGUCUAGUGACGAAACUGGCAAUGCCGGUAUAA
This is a messenger RNA of Peniophora sp. CBMAI 1063, 924 nucleotides long. Lineage: Eukaryota; Fungi; Basidiomycota; Agaricomycetes; Russulales; Peniophoraceae. The record is from the annotation of a GenBank genome assembly.